CUAAUGAGAAGGUUACAUGCUUUCUGAUUACACUGCUAGCUGAGUGUGGAGGGGAGGUUGUCAGUGUGUCAGCCAGCCUCUUUAUCUCGACUGUGUCUUGAAUGGCUGGAGCUGCAAAGGAAGCGUUCAGUUGUUGCCCAGCAUCUUACUGCGUCUGGCACUGCUGAGCAGGGAUCAUUAUCUGCAGAGUGACCCCAGAAUGCGUACCCCCGCACCCAUGAUCGCUGGGAUAGUCUGCACUCCGAUUGGGAUGAUAUUCGUGUUCACAGCGUUAAUCACCCCGCAGUGGAGGGAGGGACACAUCCAGUUGGGCAAGAGUCCCUCUAUUAAACACGACGGUCUUUGGGAAUCGUGCAUAAAGGUAGUGGCAUCGGAUUUCAAGCACUGCUGGCCCGUGUCCGGGGCUUACCAGCAGGACCCCAGCGUCCUCGGGGCACGCGGACUCAUGCUGAGCUCGCUUUCCCUCUGCGGGGUUGGGAUAGUGCUGGCCAGCAUCGGGAUCCGCUGUUGGAUGGACUUCCCCCUCCGCAACGUGGCAGGAGCCAGCGGGAUCAUCAUCAUUCUCUCCGGCUGCCUGAGCCUCACCGCUCUGGGGCUCUACAUCAGCAAAAUGCAGGUGCUGGGGACAGACUUGGACACACGCUACAGAGGCGGGAGCUCCCUGUAUUUCGGCUGGAUUGGGAGUAGCAUUGAAAUCCUGGGUGGGAUGGCUCUGUCACUUAGCUUCAGCCUUCCAAAAUGUAAUAUAUGCAUAGGAUCUCGGAACAAAGACAAGAACAGCUACAAAGUAAAUUCUUAGAUGAGCUUUACUGGA
This is a messenger RNA of Acipenser ruthenus (sterlet), 814 nucleotides long. Its product is annotated as claudin-23-like. The transcript has 2 exons. NCBI's taxonomy places the organism in Eukaryota, Metazoa, Chordata, Actinopteri, Acipenseriformes, Acipenseridae. Gene Ontology annotation, biological process: cell adhesion; bicellular tight junction assembly. The coding region runs from base 200 to 799 and encodes 199 amino acids. The record is from RefSeq and is a predicted model, not a curated record. Gene Ontology annotation, molecular function: structural molecule activity. Gene Ontology annotation, cellular component: bicellular tight junction; plasma membrane.